Messenger RNA from Gallus gallus (chicken), 1931 nucleotides. RefSeq names its product carboxypeptidase Q (gene CPQ). Lineage: Eukaryota; Metazoa; Chordata; Aves; Galliformes; Phasianidae. Gene Ontology annotation, biological process: peptide catabolic process; thyroid hormone generation; proteolysis. Bases 186 to 1595 code for a protein of 469 amino acids. Gene Ontology annotation, molecular function: metallodipeptidase activity. The record is from RefSeq and is a predicted model, not a curated record. The transcript has 9 exons.
CCUCUCCUCCUCCUCCCCGCCGUCCCCUGCAGGCCUGGCGGAGGUGGGGGCCCUAUUGGCGCCGCUGGGGCUGCUCGGGGAAGGUACGAAGAAUAGUAACAUUCUCUUGGAGUCUUUUAAAUCUAGUUAACAUAGAGCUGUUUGAAGAAUAUUCUCCACGGCCAUCUGUGGAGAAGAGAGAAAGAAUGAAAUACCUGUUCUUAAUAUUUUUCAUGAACUUAUUGCCACGAUAUGCUGGCAGGUCUUUGAGCAGAGAUGGCAAUUACCCAAAAGCAUUUGAAGGCAUCAGAAAUGAGAUAGCUGGCUAUUAUGAUGUUGCUAAAGCUAUUAUCGAUCUUGCUGUUUAUGGAAAAGCUCAGAACAGAUCUUAUGAAAGAUUAGCUGUUUUUGCUGAUACCAUAGGACCUAGACUAAGUGGUUCAGCAAAUCUAGAUGCAGCCAUCAAGUAUAUGUACAAUGCCCUGCAGAAAGACGGGCUGGAGAAUGUGCACCUGGAGCCUGUGAAAGUGCCUCACUGGGAAAGAGGAGAAGAGUUUGCCAUGAUGCUGGAACCAAGGAAUCACAGCAUUGCUAUUCUGGGACUUGGGAGCAGUGUUGCAACUCCUCCGGAAGGAAUUACAGCGGAAGUCAUAGUGGUAUCCUCUUUUGAUGAGCUGCACAGAAGAGCUCAAGAGGCCAAGGGGAAGAUCGUUGUCUACAACCAACCUUUCAUCAGUUACGGUGAAACUGUGCGGUACAGAUCACUGGGAGCAGUGGAAGCUGCUAAGGUUGGAGCAGUGGCAUCCCUCAUUAGAUCCGUCGCUUCUUUUUCUAUUGAUAGCCCACAUACUGGCUGGCAGAACUAUCAGUCCGGCGUACCCCAGAUUCCCACUGCUUGCAUCUCCGUGGAAGAUGCUGAAAUGAUGUCGCGGAUGUCUUUCCGAGGCACUAAGAUCAUUGUGUACCUGAAGAUGGGAGCCAAGACCUACCCGGACUCUACUUCUUUUAAUACAGUGGCAGAAAUAGUUGGAAGCAAGUACCCAGAGCAGAUUGUGUUGGUCAGCGGACAUCUGGACAGCUGGGAUGUUGGGCAGGGAGCUAUGGAUGAUGGCGGAGGAGCAUUUAUAUCAUGGGAAGCAUUAUCACUCGUUAAGGAUCUGGGACUUCGUCCAAAAAGAACUCUGCGCUUGGUGCUAUGGACAGGAGAAGAACAAGGAGGAAUAGGUGCUGAGCAAUACUACCAGUUGCACAAGGAAAACAUCUCUAACUUCGAUAUCGUCAUGGAGUCUGAUGAGGGCACCUUCAAGCCAUCUGGGCUGGCUUUUACUGGUAAUGCCAAAGCUCGUGACAUCAUCAAAGAGAUCAUGGCUCUGCUACUGCCUAUCAACAUUACAGAAGUUUAUGACACUGCAGAUGGAACAGACAUCAAUUUCUGGAUGAGGGACGGAGUGCCUGGUGCCAGCUUGCGUGAUGACCUCAGUAAAUACUUCUGGUUUCAUCAUUCUCAAGGGGACACGAUGACAGUUCAGGAUCCAAACCAGAUGAAUCUCUGUGCUGCUGUUUGGACUGUGGUCUCCUAUAUAAUUGCUGACAUGGAGGAGAUGCUGCCAAGGUAAUAAAGCAUUAAGAGAGAAGAUUUCUGUUCAUCAGUAAAGACUGUGAGUCCCCUAAUACAUGUGGUCUACAGCUGUGGGAAAUUCCUUUUUUCACCCUGAUUUUGCACGUUAUUUUGUCUGUUUUCCUCAAAGCAUAUACUGUCUUACACAUUCCUGGUUCUUUUUGCUGUUAUAACGUUUUCCACUUGUGAUUUUCACUUCAAGUUUCCUGAGUACUUUAAAAAUUUCUGAUGAAACUAUGGUAUCUCUUUGGUACGGUGAAGUAAUCAUUUGUAUGCAAACUUAUCCUUUGCAGCAGGAAAAAUACAACAAAAUAAAUCUGUUGCAUCAGAAUAA